UCUGAGAAAUGGGAAGGAGGGGUUGGAGGGGAUGUAACGUCAAUGUACUAUAUUUUAUCUAGGCAUUUUAGCGGAGCAACGUUUUUGAAUUGAUUUUAUAUUUAACCUUGAGAUUUGAUAAGAAAUUGUUCGAAUAAAUUGGGCAAAGAAAAGCUGAAAUAUAUAUGAUGGAUAUAAACAUCCCCCGCGUUUUUUUUUAUGUUUUAUUUUCGCCCGUACCGUAAUUUGUCGAAGAACAAUUAAUUUAGUUCACUUGAUUCAUUUUCAAACUUUCAGAACUUGCAAUAUUUUCUCUGGUCUACCGGUACUUUUUUUUCCAGGUAACGCUGCAUCGAUUUCGAGAGUUCACGUUCUGGAACUUGGACAAUUCCAGUAGCCGCGUCUGUCAGCGAAGAGUCGCACGUGGAAAACAAACACUAAUAAUGGGAUUAAUAUGGGGCGGCUGGUUGACGGCGAUAACGAAAAUUGAUUUCACCCUCGUGCCCUUCGAAAACCCCUCUCUCUCCCUCUGCGCUCCUCGAGGCUACCCCACGGCAUGGGGAUCCCAUUCGAACGCGUUGACGUUUCAUGGGACACUGCGCAAAACCGGCGACACGCCUCUUUUCUAUUGGCAUGGCCUGCCCAACGGUAAUUCUUUCAGCUCGACCAUAUUCCAUUCCUGGUUAGGUUCGUUGCCUCGCUGAUCGUACCACCCUCCCAUGAUAACGAGACCACGAUUCUUUUUCUAGGACAAUCUUUGUAUUCACAAUCUUGAUCUUUUAUUUUUGAUCGUUAUACUUGUACAUUUUCUUUUAUUUCCGAGUUUACUUUUGUUUACUACCCCUAGGAUGAUUUUUAUAGUUUCUCUUCAGGGGUCGUUUGAGACCCCUAUCGAUCUCCAAUUUUGUCAGCCAUACUCGAAUUUCAACGAGACGAAUUUUUAUGAUAAAUGCAAAUAUAGAACGAAUGAACUGAUAGAAUCCUGUUAAAAAGAUUUAUGUGUGGCCACACAGGCUCGGAAGAGAAUUUUAUGGUCACUCGAUGAGCGCGCGAGUGUAUUUCACAGAGAACUAUAAUACCUAAUUCGUAUUCUCUGGCACGCGCAAAUUGAGCUGUAUGUUACUAAAUCUGUGGGAAACCGCUACAAAACCCGCCACCCCUGCGCGUUUUAGGGCCGCUCCUAUCGAUUCGAUGGGAAUUUCGUAUGAAUUUUUUGAACGUGAAUAAAUCACCCUCCCUUCUGUAUUCUCAAUCCACGUAUUUCUCAAGACUCGUCAAAAUAACGAACGAAGGGUUGAGAUCGUUCAAUAAAUUUAUUUUAAAUUCUCGUAUAAUUAAUUUCCUGUUUGUAUAAAAGCAUAUCGAUAUAUUUAUUCCACAUUUUACCACACUUUCCCCCUGUGUGUCAAACACCAUAUGCGGUCGCAAUAACGGAUUAGCGAAGAUUGAUAAAAAAAAAAAGUCACCCCUCGAAUGGCCACGUUACGAAUAAGGCACGCGGCUUCAUUCAACAGUGACGCACGUGCCAUUUAUACGCCUUUUAUUUCCAGAUUAAGGUGUCGAUAAAGUUAAAAAGUGGCAUCCUAAUGGUGGCAUUAAAAUAUCGACGGAAAGGACGGAUUUCGAUAAGGGUGGCUUUCAGCCUCGAGUUUCCCACUUCUUUUCGGGAAAUGUUCGAUGCGCCAACAACGUUCACGCUCGUAACUUGUCGUAUUUUUUUUCAUAAUUAGUUAUUCCUCUAUAAUUCACAUGAAUUUAGAUUUUUCGAAAGAAAUUCUAUUCCAGAGCCACCAGAGUACUCGAAAUUAUUUCAUUUUAUCUUAAAUCAGAACCCAGUAAAGGUUUCGGAUAGGAUAGAGAGUCGCAGCAAAAUUACAACGAAAAUCAGUUGAAUUAAUUUUGAAAGUAGAGUACGAAAUACAUCGUAUAAUUUCAGAAAUACUAAUAUUUUACAGAGAUAGACAAAAUUCAUUUCAACAGAAAAAAAUGCAAUCGCACGAUAUCCCCGAAGUUCUUUGUUCUGUCUUUUAGGUCGCAGCGAGUAAGAAAAUGGUUGUUUCGUUAUCUUCUACGCACGGAGGCUCGUGACUAAAAUCUGUCUCCACCUUCUUCCUGUUUCAUCCCAUUAGCAUCUGCCUCGAAGAUGCUUCCUACACAAUUAAAGAACAAACAACAUCGACUCACGGCCUUAUCUAAUCGCCGGCGCGCGGCGUUAUCAAACGCGAUGCGAACUAGGUUUCACUUUUUUUCAUCAAAGUCAUUCAUGUUUCUUCGAAUACCAUUGCACGAGAAUCUGUCGUACUACUCAAAUACUAUAUAAAAUUUAUUUAUUACAUAGUUAAAAAUUUGCAAUCUCUAGUAGAUUCUUGAUAUAAACAUUAACUCGGAUGACGCAUAUGUUUCCGAAGAAACAGUACUCUAUUAACAAUCUAUGUUGUAAAUCUUUUUCAUAAUCGCUUUAGUACGUCACGUCGUAUAUGCGUCGCUCACGAUGUUUUACAAUUAUUACAUAGUACAAUAAACCAGAGACGAUAUAACGAGGAUCGGUAUAUCCGUGUGCAAAUGCUUUUGUUUUAACGUGACUAGUCAAAUCCAGAAACUAUUUCGUUUGUUCACGAUAGUGUAUCUUCGAUGAUUGAUAGCUUCUUCGGACACUACGAGUUUGUUGAUCUUAAAUAUUUCCCGUUCUUUAUAAAAUCUACUAUAAUUAUCUAUAUACCUUUGCAAGUAAUUCCCUGUAAGAGUUACUUUUCGAUACUAUUUUUGUAUUUUGAUCGUUUCGUCACCGAACUUCAAUUUUAUUUUUUUUAUGACAAACUUUUUUAUAAUUAUUGACCGUUUAGACGAAAUUAGUCUAGCUCCCACGCAGAUUGGCCAGUAAUAGCGCUCGAAUGAACACGAUCGCAGAUUUAAUCAUUUAAUCGGGAUGGGACGAUGACACCCUACGGUUCAUCCCUCUGGAAAAUCUGUAGCACCCUUCGGAGGUGUCACAAUAAAACAGCCCGUGGCUGGUGGCCACUUGACAACGACUGGGGGUUCGCUAAACUCUCACCCCUAAUGUAUAUUAAACAAGGCUCCCUUCUUUCUGCCCCUCUCCACGUUGACUUUCCAGAGCGCUGCUAAUCAGAAUCUAAUUAUUUCAGAAUGCAUAUUCGCAAAUCAAAAUCGAAAACACUGGCAACGAAAAUUUAAUGGUCGACAUACAUCAACGGCGUAGUAAGAAAUUAAAAAAAAAUUUAUUUUUUGUAAUAUUAAUAUAAGCACGAGGUACGAGGAUUCGUUAUAUCGAAAAUUCAAUUGAAAAAUCGAUGUUCCUCGGUUUCGGUCGUGUCUGGAACGGUCUAACAGCGACCUAAGGGUCUCCGAAGAGCGGAGGGAUGCUGGAUACGUAUGGAAUAGUAUGGGAUGGUCCGCAGAGGAGCUCCACCCAUGAGGCCUGCGCUCCGCCUUCGCAAAAUUCAUUUUCCCGGGGGUUGCACCGCACUUUCUAUUAGUUAAAUCGGCCCGUCUGGACUCGUCAGUCGGUUUAACAUCAGCUGGGAUCGUAACCCGGUGAUAUCUGUCGUAGAAGUGUCCUCGGACGGCUUUCGGACAAUUUUACUCUUUUUAACUGGGAAUUUUGUUGGUGGUACGAGCGCGAAAGUGAACGAAAUCUGCCACUUCGACAUGUCGAUGCUGACGUACAACGGGUGUUCCGGAGUGACAGUGGACACGGAGAAUGGUUCCCCAGCGGAGUCACUGUUGUCCGCUGAAGGAGAGGAAGUCGGGGAUUCUCCUAGCACACCAAGAGACACCGAAGAAGAAGCUACCCUUUCGGAUGAGUUCUACUCCCACGACACGGACGACGAAGAGGACCAAGGCAAGAAACGACGGGACCGCGCCAAUUCUCUAGACGGUAUAUCAUCCGGGAGCGGUCACCUCGGAUCACCAACGCCUCGAGUAGGAACUCUGGGUGUUCGAAAAUUAUUCACGAACAGCCGAGAACGUUGGAGACAGCAGAAUGUAAGCGGUGCCUUCGCUGAGCUUCGAAAAUUGGUACCCACUCAUCCACCAGACAAGAAAUUGUCGAAGAACGAGAUCCUGCGUCUGGCCAUUCGAUACAUACGUCUCCUAAGCAACGUCCUGGAGUGGCAGAAGGCCCAAGACCGCAACGACGCGACGCAGCACGAGGUACGAAUCAAAUGCGAGCCCACCUACAACGCUCAAAAUUCGACAGCCUAUCCCACGAAACCCGCCGUGGCGUUUCUAAAACAGGAGAAGCAGAUCAACGACAACCACAACGCCUACAGGACGAACUUCGCCGCGCAGAAGCAGCUUCAGCAUCCAGUAUCCCACGUGGCCUGCGACAAAAACGGCAACAACCUGCUGAUGAUCGCUCCUGCUGGCCACAACGUCACCGUCGCGGUAAACAAACGAAGCGCGACGCCUUCCACCAUAGCCGUUCAGAACACUUUUCCACCUGGGGUCCUGAGCAACGGGGGUUUGAUACGUUCGCCGGUUGGUCCACGACCUUCGGGCUUCCCCAAGUCGCCACAGAUCAACGUGCAGGCCGUUAGCAGCCCGAACAUCCUCAGCAACUCUUCGAGUACGCCUUUGACUAGCAACGCGACUUCUGUCGGCGGAAGUGUGUCGACCUGUGGCCAGAAGAGGCUGAAGAUUGAAAGGGAGGACGAGGAACAGUCCAGCCAGGGCAAAGACUGCAAAAAUAUGCCACCUCAUAGUGUCCCUGCGAGGAAGAGAGCGAAGGUGUUCAUCAGAGAUUCGAAUUCCGGGUUUCGUAACGAUUUUCGGAGCGUGGACCGCAAGUAAGAGAGGUGAAAAGACCAUGUUUAUCUACUUGUGUCGGUCGAAAGUGGUUCCUAGGGGUGAUGGAACCGUUCGUUUGAAAGUAGCGUGUAUAAAGCUAUCUUGGCCUUUGGAGCACUAAUGGGGUAGAAGAUGUUGACUUCUUGGUGACGAGGGUUUGUCCCGUGACAGGUUCAAAUGGCUUAAGUGGCCUGUGUGAUACGCGUGGAAUCGUAACGAUAUGGAUUCUGAAAUGUCUGAUCUUAUUUUGUAGAUAGUCGUUGGACAGAUGAACUUUGUGGAAUUCAUUCUGAAUGUGCAAUAAUAUGUAUUCGACGAGUAACAGGAUCCUCGAGUCGAUUGUCUAUUUUAACUCUCCUCCAAAACUUGGAAGUUUAAUGUCUAUAUCGCAUAAUUUAUUAUUAUAUCAAGGGGAAGGGAAAGAAGGGAGAGGAAGGUGUUCAUGUUACUAGGAACGAAUUUAUCGAAAUAUAUCAAAGUUACAUACA
This is a messenger RNA of Hylaeus anthracinus, 5273 nucleotides long. RefSeq lists its product as uncharacterized. Gene Ontology annotation, biological process: regulation of transcription by RNA polymerase II. Lineage: Eukaryota; Metazoa; Arthropoda; Insecta; Hymenoptera; Colletidae. Bases 3646 to 4788 code for a protein of 380 amino acids. Gene Ontology annotation, molecular function: protein dimerization activity; RNA polymerase II cis-regulatory region sequence-specific DNA binding; DNA-binding transcription factor activity, RNA polymerase II-specific. The transcript has 4 exons. The record is from RefSeq and is a predicted model, not a curated record.